AAGGUGCAGUAUUUUAUCUGUAAGAAUCUUGUAUAGUUUUUUGUCUUGAUCUUGAUGAUAAGUUGGGCGCGUGAAUAGUCAUGUGAUGAAUCAACUGUACUUUUUAUUUAUUAUUAUCAAGAUAAGCAGUAUUUCGCACAUUGACAGAUUGGGAGAUCACGCCCGCUGAUAUCAUCUGACUGCGGGCACUUAUCGACCACUCAAUUGUGCUUUAUCAGCGAUUGGUUCACAUUUUUCUAUGCUCAGACGUAAUUGUGAUGUAUGGGAAUGGGCCAUUCCAGCUGAUAUCGCUUGCGUUAGAAUGAACACCAAGUACAAAUAGAUCGAUUAUCCAGCAACAAUCGUCAGUCGAAUUCUGCAACAGUGAGGUGUAAACUUGUGUUCCUGGGCGUUAUAUUUUACGAUAAAAAUGGCCGGCUACCGGCAAGGAUUCGACAAGUUCCUGCUGCUGUUGUGGAAAAACUGGCGACUGCAACUGCGCCACCCAAUUCAGACCUUCUUCGAGAUUCUAGUUCCGGUGUUUUUCUGCGCCAUCUUGGUAGCGGUGCGCUCUCUGGCUGAGAGUGAGGUGGUUGAUGUUACGACCUUUUCUGAUUUUCACCUGGAUCGUAUAUAUAAUGGAGUUGAUUUAACUGAUUAUCACGUGGCCUAUUCGCCAAACCACACGGAUGUGACUGGAAUUGUUAAUGAUGCGCUUCUUAAACUCAAUUCCCCUACUGGCAUGACAGCGUGGGGGUACUCGACGGGACGUGAAUUAGAAAACGCUUUAGUUGCCAAUCCGAACUUACAAAAAGUCGGCAUCGUUUUUCCGGACAACUUUAAAGGCCUUUCCAAAAAAAUGGAGUUUGCUUUGAGAUUUCCUUCCGAAAUGCAAAGGAUUUUCAGUUCAGUAUCUGUCGACACAUGGAAAACCAAUAUUCUGUAUCCGGUAUUUCAACUUCCGGGGCCACGUGAUCAAUCAUACUACACCGCUUCACCAGAUUACUAUAGUGAGGGAUUUCUUUUUCUCCAAAGCGCAAUUUCUAGUUCAAUUGCCAAAGCACAAGCUAUAAAAUACGGAAAGUUGGAUUUUGAAGAACCAGAGGUUAAGCUGCGGCGGUUUCCAUAUCCUUCCUACAUUGACGACAUUUUACUGCAGGCCAUGUCGACCAUGAUCAGUUUAAUCAUGGUGCUUGCUUUUCAAUAUACGGCCAUUAGCAUUAUCAAGGUUAUCACUACCGAAAAAGAGCGUCAGUUAAAGGAAGCCAUGAAAAUUAUGGGAUUACCUGGUUGGUUGCAUUGGACAGCGUGGUUUACAAAGUCUUUCCUCUUUAUGAUCAUCUCCGUCACGUUGAUGGUGGCACUUUUUAAGAUCGACGCUUGGUACGAUGAGAAUGUCCCUGCAGUGUUACCAAAGUGCAAUUUUAUUCUGCUGUUCAUUUUCCUCGUUUUGUUCAUAAUUGCGACGAUUACGCUUUGUUUUGCUAUUAGUGUUUUCUUCAACAAAGCAAAUAUGGCGGCUGGUAUCGGUGGCGUACUAUUCUUUCUGUUCAUGGUACCAUAUACAAUCCUAAACAUGAAGUAUCAGGAAUUGACGUUGUCUACCAAAAUGUCGGCCUCAUUGAUGUCCAACACGGCAAUGUCGUACGGUUUUCAGCUUAUCUGCAUGUUCGAAACAACAGGCGCAGGUUUACAGUGGGACAACUUGUUCAGUCCCGUGACACCUGACGAUAACAUCACAAUGGCACAUGUUUUCCUAAUGCUGAUCAUCGAUAGUAUUAUCUACAUGUGUAUUGCACUGUACGUUGAAGCCAUCUAUCCGGGCAAAUAUGGCGUGGCCAAACCGUGGCACUUCAUCUUUACGUGGCCCUUUGAAAAGAAAGCCGAAUUUAAUGGUGCGAUUCCCGGCGAUAUGAACACAGACCGUAGAAACUACGAAGAAGACCCAAGAGGACUCAAAGCAGGUAUCCACAUUCGUGGCUUAACAAAAAUCUACGGUGAUAAAACAGCAGUCAAUCAAAUGCAUUUGAAAAUGUAUGAAGAUCAAAUCACAGUUCUUCUGGGUCACAAUGGCGCUGGUAAGACAACGACAAUGUCGAUGCUAACAGGGCUUGAGAUUCCCUCAGCCGGUACAGCAACCAUCAACUCGCAUGAUUUACGAACCGAAAUGGGUCAAGUGCGCAAUAGUCUCGGCCUUUGCCCCCAACACAACAUUCUCUUUGAUGAACUCACCGUUGCCGAACACAUCUACUUCUUUAGUAGAUUAAAGGGUAUGAAAGACAAAGCCAUUGCUCAGGAAAUCAAUGAUUAUCUUAGUUUAUUACAACUUGAGGAUAAACGCAAUAAUCAAUCCAAAACAUUAUCGGGUGGCAUGAAACGCAAGCUGUCAGUAGCUGUGGCAUUCUGUGGCGGGUCCAAGGUGGUAAUGCUGGACGAACCCACCGCUGGAAUGGACCCUUCUGCUAGAAGAGCAUUGUGGGAGUUAGUGGAGGGUCAAAAGAAGGGUCGAACAAUAAUGUUGACAACGCAUUUCAUGGACGAGGCUGAUUUAUUGGGAGAUAGGAUUGCUAUCAUGGCGGGCGGAGAGUUGCAGUGUUGUGGCUCUAGUUUCUUCCUGAAGAAAAGAUACGGCGCUGGGUAUAGGUUGAUUAUGGAUAAACUGCCGCAUUGCAAUGUAGAUCAAGUUACCAAAGCGUUGACGCAGCAUAUUCCGCAUCUUAAGGUUGAUUCCAACGUUGGAUCCGAGUUGAGCUACCUACUCAACGAGGAAGAUUCCGUGCACUUUGAGAAAAUGCUUUCUGCUCUUGAGAUGAAUCUUAAUUCAUUGGGCAUUGGUAGUUAUGGCAUCUCCUUAACAACAUUAGAAGAAGUUUUUAUGAAGGUGGGCGCUGAUAAUACCCUUCACAAUAUGCAAGAAAAUAGUUCUCAACAAGGGAAUCAUACUACAAUUGAUAUGGGUGCCACGAAAAGAAAGACUGGAACGGAAUUACUAAAGAAUCAAAUCUUUGCUAUGAUCAUCAAGCGUGCGCUUAGCACAAUUCGUUCAUGGCAACUACUAGUUGUCCAAUUUCUUAUCCCUGUUGUCCUUUUAAUCCUUGCAAUUAUUUCCGGGCAACAAUCUGCAACAAAGGAACUUCCAAGUUUGGAUAUUGAGUUAUCUUCGUACCGCGAUCCGGUCACGCUUAUAAACUGCGAUGAAGAAGAAAUGUGUAAUGCAGGUGCCAAGUGGCUGAACGAUCAAUCUCUGGAAUUGAAGAAGGUGACGAACGUCUCGCAAGAGGUAUUGGCGAUUGCUUCCGUUGAACCUGGCACGUUUCGUUCCUCAUACAUCAUAGGUGCUGAUUUUUUGCCACCUAUAUCUGCUGGUGAUGUGAAUUCUCCUGAACCAAAGCGAUUAAUUAGAGGUUGGUUUAACAAUGAAGCAUACCACACACCACCUUUAGUAGUCAACUUUGUUUACAAUGCAAUCGUUAAGUUAAUUGAUCCUGACUGCGAAAUUUCUGUAGCAAAUUAUCCAUUGCCGCUCACAGCUAAUUCAAUGUUCCAACUAUUGCAACAAGGCAACAAUCUGGGUUUCCAGAUGGCAAUUAAUAUCGGCUUUUGUAUGUCGUUUAUUUCGGCGUUUUAUAUUCUCUUUUAUGUGCGUGAGAGAGUGUGUAAGGCAAAGCAUUUACAAUUUGUCUCUGGUGUCAAUGUGUUCACCUUCUGGGCAGUUUCCUACCUCUGGGACUGGUGUACCUACAUUAUUACCAUUAUUAUUUUGGUUGUCACCUUGAUCUGUUUCCAAGAAGAAGGUUUCAAAGAAGGAGAAUCUAUUGGUAAUCUGCUCUUGAUCUUCACAUACUUUGGGUUCUGUAUGAUACCGUUUAUCUACGUUUUAUCAUUCCAAUAUGAACUACCCUCUACCGGGUUUAUGCGAGUCAUUCUUUUUUCGAUUAUCAUAGGAGUGUUUGGUUUUAUAAUCGUCGAAAUUUUAUACUUUGAUGGUCUUGACUUGGAAAACACGGCAAAAGCCCUAGAUUGGAUCUGUCUCUUUAUGCCACAUUACUCGCUGAGUAAUGGCAUCCGCAAUACCAAUUUUGAAUUCCAGCGGAUCUUGCAAUGCCAAAAGCUUGUUGAUGCUUGCAUAGAGGAGUUUGGACUUACCGAGGACGAGUGCUGGUCUGGGGCCACGAUGCAAUCCAGUCAGUGUAAAGAGCGCACAUCUGAUUAUUACAACUUUACAAGGCCAGGCAUUGGUCGCAACAUUGUCAUUACAAUGUGUGUAGGCGCUGUUUUGAUGGUGGUGGUUUUCUUGCAAGAGUUUAAGAUGUUUGGGCGCCUCUUGUAUCUUUGGUCGGGAAGACAACCUCAGUUUAUAGACGCCGAUGUGGACGAUGAUGUUGCUAAGGAGAUGGAGAAAAUUUCAAUAAUGGAUAACGCCACCAUUAAAGACUACAACCUCGUGCUGAGAAAUGUCCGAAAACACUACACCUCCAAGCUGGUCAAACAUUUCCACGCGGUGAAAGGAUUAUCUUUAGGAGUGAAGAAAUUUGAAUGUUUCGGGUUAUUAGGAGUGAAUGGUGCGGGCAAAACUACAACUUUCAAGAUGAUCACCGGUGAUGAAAGUAUCUCUUCAGGAGAUGUCUUUAUAAAAGGAUAUAAUUUGAAGUACAACAUUAAAGAAGUCUACAAACUUAUUGGAUACUGUCCUCAGUUCGAUGCACUUUUUGAUGAUCUCACUGGUCGUGAAACUAUCGGUGUGUUUUGUUUGAUGCGCGGCUAUGAAUGGGCGGAUGUGAAUAGUAUAGCUACGUCUCUUGCGACAAGAUUCGACUUCAUUCAACAUCUUGAUAAAAAGGUGCGCGAGAUGAGCGGUGGCAACAAACGAAAGCUCAGCACAUCAAUUGCCCUCAUUGGUGAUCCACCAAUUAUAUAUUUGGAUGAACCCACUACAGGAAUGGAUCCAGCGACCAAACGUCAUCUAUGGGAUGCACUUUGUAAGCUGCGUGAUGAAGGAAAAUGUCUUAUCCUCACUACGCAUUCAAUGGAGGAGUGCGAAGCUCUAUGCACUCGCUUAGCCAUUAUGGUCAACGGGCAGUUCAAGUGUAUUGGUUCCACCCAGCAUCUGAAGAACAAAUUUGCGCGCGGGUUCUCACUGACAGUGAAAUUGAAAAAAAUGGCCGACUAUACCGAAGCAAUGCAGAGGCUGAUCAACUUUGUGGUUGCCAGUUUUCCGUCGGCGGUUCUGCACGAGCAGCAUCAAGAGAUGGUAACGUUCUCGAUACCUAACUCAGGUUUGCCAUGGUCAAAAAUGUUUGGUAUCAUGGAGGGUGCCAAAACGCAACUGAGUGUGGAGGACUACUCGCUUGGACAAUCCAGUCUUGAGCAAGUGUUCCUCAAGUUUACAUAUGGACAAGUUGCUGGCGUUUAACAUUUAAAAGCAAAAAGUGAUAACUUCUUAUUUUCUUAAUUUAUAAACAAUACGCUAGGUAAUUUAAAUGUUAUUGUAUUAUAGUUUUAAGGAUGGUAAACAAAAGACCUGUUACAUGUAUUCAAAUAUAAAAUAUAAUUUACGUACCUUCAUGAAAA
Dalotia coriaria is the source of this 5550-nucleotide messenger RNA. RefSeq names its product phospholipid-transporting ATPase ABCA3-like. Gene Ontology annotation, molecular function: lipid carrier activity; ABC-type transporter activity; ATP binding. The coding region runs from base 410 to 5392 and encodes 1660 amino acids. The record is from RefSeq and is a predicted model, not a curated record. The transcript is spliced from 11 exons. NCBI's taxonomy places the organism in Eukaryota, Metazoa, Arthropoda, Insecta, Coleoptera, Staphylinidae. Gene Ontology annotation, cellular component: intracellular membrane-bounded organelle; membrane. Gene Ontology annotation, biological process: lipid transport; transmembrane transport.